AUGGCUGUUGAUGGUGGGUGUGGGGACACUGGAGACUGGGAAGGUCGCUGGAACCAUGUAAGGAAGUUCCUGGAGCGAUCUGGACCAUUCACACAUCCUGAUUUCGAGCCAGGCACUCAAGCUCUCGAGUUUUUGUUAAGCACAUGUAAAGUGCUGGUUAUUGGAGCAGGAGGAUUGGGAUGUGAACUCCUGAAAAACCUGGCACUGUUUGGCUUCAGGCAGAUCCAUGUGAUUGACAUGGACACUAUAGAUGUUUCUAACCUUAACCGACAGUUUCUGUUUCGACCGAAGGACGUGGGGCGACCCAAAGCAGAAGUUGCAGCAGAAUUCCUCAACAGCCGCGUCCCCAACUGCGCCGUCGUGCCCUAUUUUAAAAAGAUUCAAGACAUGGAUGAGAGCUUCUAUCGACAGUUUCAUAUUAUUGUUUGUGGGCUUGACUCUAUAAUUGCAAGAAGAUGGAUAAAUGGCAUGCUGAUGUCAUUUUUACGUUAUGAAGAUGGUGCCCUGGACCCAAGCUCCAUCAUACCUUUGAUAGAUGGAGGGACAGAAGGUUUUAAGGGAAACGUUCGUGUGAUUAUUCCUGGUAUGACAGCGUGUGUUGAAUGCACCCUUGAGCUUUACCCACCACAGGUCAAUUUUCCCAUGUGUACUAUUGCAUCUAUGCCCAGACUGCCAGAGCAUUGCAUUGAGUAUGUCAGGAUACUGCAGUGGCCAAAGGAGCAGCCUUUUGGAGAAGGUGUUGCACUGGAUGGAGAUGACCCUGAACAUAUACAGUGGAUUUACCAUAAGUCUUUAGAAAGAGCAUCACAAUUUAAUAUUAAAGGGGUUACGUACAGACUCACCCAAGGGGUGGUGAAACGAAUUAUUCCAGCAGUAGCUUCCACAAAUGCAGUCAUUGCAGCUGUUUGUGCCACUGAAGUUUUUAAAAUAGCUACAAGCGCGUACAUUCCUCUCAACAACUACUUGGUGUUCAACGACGUGGAUGGAUUGUACACAUACACAUUUGAAGCUGAAAGAAAGGAGAACUGUCCAGCCUGCAGCCAGCUUCCCCAAAACAUAGAGAUUUCCCCAUCAGCUAAAUUGCAGGAGAUCUUGGAUUACUUGACAAAUAAUGCUUCAUUGCAGAUGAAGUCUCCUGCAAUUACAGCAACUAUGUAUGGAGGAAAUAAAACACUUUAUUUACAGACAGUAGCUUCCAUUGAAGAACGGACAAGGCCAAAUCUUUCCAAGACACUAAAAGAACUGGGGCUCGUGGAUGGCCAGGAACUUGCAGUUGCUGAUGUUACUACACCACAGACGAUGUUGUUCAAACUUCACUUUACCACUUAAUUUAUUCAUGAGUAAACUGCACGUACAGCAAGAGACAUCUGCACCCACCAUGUGAACCAGACGUACUCUGUGGGUGUUACAGAGCCUGAAAUGUUCUUGUUCAUGUUCAUACUAGCAGUCGAGGUUAGGUAAUGCAAAUGAAUCACCAUAUUUCAGAACUGAACCUACAAGCCAAUAUUUGGUGGAAUUAUAUUUGUAUAAAUGCUUGUUAAUGUACAGAACUCCUAUGAAUACACUUUCUUUUUUUCCAGUUUUUGUUGUCAAACUGUUAAUGCUAAUCUACUUUUGGUCACAUGGAAAC
Molecule: messenger RNA, 1630 nt
Organism: Merops nubicus (carmine bee-eater)
Lineage: Eukaryota; Metazoa; Chordata; Aves; Coraciiformes; Meropidae
Gene: UBA3
Product: ubiquitin-like modifier activating enzyme 3
Exons: 16
Coding region: 1-1329 (442 amino acids)
Biological process (GO): protein neddylation
Cellular component (GO): cytoplasm; nucleus
Molecular function (GO): NEDD8 activating enzyme activity
Source: RefSeq, a predicted model, not a curated record